AAAAAAGAAAAACUUUACCCCUUUUUAACAUUCUUCAGAGAUUUAGGGUUUAUCCGUCAUGAGUGUGGCUUCUUCCCUGGCACUGUGUCCAAUCUCUCCAAUCCCUCGCUGGGACAAAGGAGCCAAAGAGGGGAUUGCCACCACAAAAUGCAAGGUAACGAAAGAAAAGAAGCAAUCUCUCUCCAAGCAGGAGCUGCGAAUUGGAAUUCCACUCACAUUCGCGGCAUUCGCCCUCGCGAAUUUAAACCCCGGCCUCGCGCUGGCUGCUGCCGAUGAUCCCUCUUCCCUGUGCUUGAGCUUUGGUGAUAACAACGCCUACACUGUCAUCGCCAUAGCCUGCGUGCUUCAGGCAGUGGCUCUCGUUGGUGCCGCAGUGGGAGGGACUCUGGCCAGGCAGCGCAAGCUCGAAGUGGAGAAGAUCAAUGGCCAGCUGCGGCAAAUCUUUGCAAAGAUGAGGAGACAGUACCAGGUGGAGACGUAUGCGCCGAGUCUCACGUACGCCCCCGCUACUCUGGGCCGCUCGCAAGAUCUUCCACAGGCCACCGCGCUCGAUCCCGCCAAGCAGGAGCUCACGAAUCGCUUGAGAGGCGGCAAGAGGUUCCUCCGCGAGAAGAAUCCACAGGCCGCCUUUGACGAGUUCCAAAAGGCGAUGGCUCUCGCCAAGGAACUCAACGAUCGCGUCGAGCAGAAGAAAGCUGCUCGAGGCCUCGGAGCUUCUUGCCAGAGACAAGGGAAGUUUCGAGAGGCCAUAAAGCACCAUAGCAUGGUGCUCACCAUCGCCCAUCUCUCCGGCGAGCACAGUGGAUACACUGAGGCUCUGGGAGCGAUUGCGGACUGCUACACGGAGCUGGGAGACCUGGAAAACGCAGCAAAGUUUUAUGAUCAGUACAUAGCACGACUAGACAACGAGGAGGACUAGUUACCGACACUUACCUUUUUUUUUUCUUUUUGUUCGUUCCUCCAAAGCAAUAGCGAAAUCCUGAAAACCUUUAGCGAGAACAAA
Molecule: messenger RNA, 1003 nt
Organism: Selaginella moellendorffii
Lineage: Eukaryota; Viridiplantae; Streptophyta; Lycopodiopsida; Selaginellales; Selaginellaceae
Product: protein FLUORESCENT IN BLUE LIGHT, chloroplastic
Exons: 3
Coding region: 59-919 (286 amino acids)
Biological process (GO): chlorophyll biosynthetic process
Molecular function (GO): protein binding
Source: RefSeq, a predicted model, not a curated record